Molecule: messenger RNA, 818 nt
Organism: Papilio polytes (common Mormon)
Lineage: Eukaryota; Metazoa; Arthropoda; Insecta; Lepidoptera; Papilionidae
Gene: Svip
Product: small VCP/p97-interacting protein
Exons: 3
Coding region: 125-364 (79 amino acids)
Biological process (GO): negative regulation of VCP-NPL4-UFD1 AAA ATPase complex assembly; negative regulation of retrograde protein transport, ER to cytosol; positive regulation of autophagy
Cellular component (GO): endoplasmic reticulum membrane
Source: RefSeq, a predicted model, not a curated record
UAGAUUUUUGCGACAGGUGGCGAAUUGUGGAUGUUUAGUGAAUGUUUGUUGUUUUUGUGGUUUAAUGUUAUUGAUUGUGAUGAAAUAGUUAUGAAUUGUAGAAAAGUGUAAUAUUAAUUUUAAAAUGGGGAUAUUUAUGUCCUGUUGUAAACCCUCGGCGUCGGACGUGAUAACUCCAGAUGCCGAGACAAGACGACGUCAGCAAGUGGAGGCAGCGGAGAAGAGGAGAGCCGAGGAGGCAGCUCGCGGUGUGAAGGACCCGGAGAGAGUGAAGCGCAUGCAGCAGAGGGCUGAGGAGAUGGAGCGCAGGGAGCAGGAACUCCAGAAGGAUGGGGGAGCUACCCUGAAGUGGACGGCCGACUGAGAUGAGGCCCCAGGGGAGGGGGGAAGCAGUCAGCAAACGAAAAAUGACAAAUACAAAUACAAAAAUUGAUGUUCUCAACUCACACUGUCAGCGUAAUUUGAGUUGGCACAUUCAAAACAACAGUUAUCCUUUAUCUGAUGUGCCAACUCAUACGCUAAAUAUGAAGCUUGCUACUUAGUUUUUAAGUUGCUGAAAUCAAAGUUAUAGUUUUGUUGAUUUUUAUAAUUAUUGUUACAUUUAUUUAAUAUUAUAUUUCAAACUCUAGUUAUAUUAUUUAAUUCCAUAUUAAAUGUAUUUGUUCAUAAUUAUGUUAGUAUGUGUUUAAACUAGGUAUAUUACAUUCAUUAUUAUGGGUACUCACAUAUACACUGCAAGUUAAGUUAUCAAUGUGACUUAAAGUAUGGCACAUUACAUAUAAGCUAGCUGUUGCCAUGCUUCUUCAUCCGCAAAAAAA